Messenger RNA from Caenorhabditis sp. 36 PRJEB53466, 1217 nucleotides. The record is from the annotation of a GenBank genome assembly. NCBI's taxonomy places the organism in Eukaryota, Metazoa, Nematoda, Chromadorea, Rhabditida, Rhabditidae.
AUGCAUAUUCUGGUCACCGGAGCCGCCGGCUUCAUCGGAAGUCACACAGUGCUCGAACUUCUCCAGUCCGGCUACACCGUGCUGUGCAUCGACAACUUUGCCAACGCAAUCUCGGGUAUGCUCCCAUUGCUUCCGCUUCUAACCCACCAGCUCCGCCCCGAUCUAUCCGCUUCUCUCCUUUCAAUCUGCAGUUACAGACGAGCACGGAAACGCAAUCUCUCUGAAGCGCGUGGCCGAAAUCACCGGAAAAGCGGUGCCGUUCCAGAAUGUGGACGUCUGUGACGAGGCGGCGUUGGAGAAGGUGUUCUCUGAAAACAAGUUCGACGGAGUCAUCCAUUUGGCCGCUCUGAAAGCUGUCGGAGAGUCUGUGGCCAAGCCACUUCAGUACUAUUCCAACAACUUGGUCGCCAGUCUCAAUCUCAUUCAGGUUUUCAGAGUUUACAUUUCUAGAGUUCACAGAAUCUUUGUUUCAGAUGUGUCUAAAGUACAACGUGAAGAACUUUGUCUUCUCCUCAUCGGCGACCGUCUACGGCCCACCGUCCGAGUUGCCGAUCACCGAAAACAGCUCGACGGGCCAGGGCAUCACAAACCCGUACGGACAGACCAAGUACAUGAUGGAGCAGAUUCUGAUCGACGUCGGAAAGGCGAACCCCGACUGGAACGUCGUCCUUCUCCGCUACUUCAACCCGGUCGGCGCGCACAAGUCGGGACUGAUCGGUGAGGAUCCGAAGGGCGUUCCGAACAACCUGAUGCCCUACGUGAGCCAAGUGGCCAUCGGGAAACUGCCCGUACUCACCAUCUACGGCGACAAGUUCGACACGGUCGACGGGACUGGCGUGCGGGACUACAUUCAUGUGGUCGACUUGGCAAAGGGACACGUGAAGGCGUUCGACCGCAUCAAACACGCAGGAACGAUCGGAACUGAAAUUUAUAACCUUGGCACUGGCGUCGGUUAUUCCGUCAAACAAAUGGUCGACGCGUUGAAGAAAGUCAGCGGAAAAGAGAUUCCUGUCAAGGUAGGAAACACCAGAAUUUCAGAAAAAUACCAAAAUUUUCAGAUCGGAGUGCCGCGCCCUGGUGACGUGGCUUCUGUCUACUGCGACCCAUCGCUGGCCCACGAGAAACUGGGCUGGAAGGCCGAGAACGGACUGGAAGAGAUGUGCGCCGAUCUCUGGAACUGGCAGACCAAGAAUCCGAAUGGAUUUUCUUCGGCAUAA